This is a messenger RNA of Drosophila guanche, 1970 nucleotides long. RefSeq names its product phosphoacetylglucosamine mutase (gene nst). Lineage: Eukaryota; Metazoa; Arthropoda; Insecta; Diptera; Drosophilidae. Gene Ontology annotation, molecular function: magnesium ion binding; phosphoacetylglucosamine mutase activity. The transcript has 3 exons. The record is from RefSeq and is a predicted model, not a curated record. Bases 173 to 1816 code for a protein of 547 amino acids. Gene Ontology annotation, biological process: carbohydrate metabolic process; UDP-N-acetylglucosamine biosynthetic process.
CAGAUGGUAUUUCUUAUCGUAUCGACAACACAUUACUCACAAACUCACAAAGUGAAAAGUGAAACUUGAAAGCUGCUCCGCGACCGGUUAGCGUAAUCGGUGUAUAAGUAUUUAAAGAGAUUUUGGGUGCCACCCUACUUUGGACAAUUUUGAGUACGCUCGAGGCUAGAAAAUGUCGAUCAAUCUGCGAACUGUUUACGCCUUUGCCAGGGAAAUGUACCCCAAAAUUUCCACGGAGUACGUGCAGUAUGGAACAGCUGGGUUUCGCGGCAAGGCCGAGUUCCUAGAUAGCGUCAUGUUCCGUAUGGGAGUGCUUGCCACGUUACGUUCUAGAUAUCGCGGCGGUGCUGUCAUCGGCGUCAUGAUCACUGCCUCUCACAAUCCGGAACCGGAUAAUGGAGUGAAACUAGUCGACCCCAAGGGGGAAAUGUUGGAUGCCAGCUGGGAGUCCAUAGCCACGGACCUGGUCAAUGUAAGCGACCAGGACCUGGAGCAACAUGUAGCGAAAAUAAUUAAGGACAAUAAUAUCGACAUUACGUCGAGUUCCCAUGUGUUCGUCGGCAUGGACAAUCGUUACCACAGCCCGCGGUUACUAAAGGCGGUGGCAGACGGCGUGAUAGCACUGAAAGGGAACGUAAGGGAAUUCGGAAUUGUGACCACACCCAUGCUCCACUUCUUUGUGGUGGCGGCAAACACUAAGGAGGCGUACGGAAAGCCCACCGAGGAAGCAUACUACGAGAAACUUAUCAGCGCCUUCGAGUCUCUGCGAAAUGGUCAGCUAGAGAACGGAAACUAUAAGAACAACGUGGUCUUUGAUGGCGCAAAUGGAGUCGGUGCUAGGAAAAUGUUACAGUUUAUUAAGCGUAUGAAUAAGUCGUUAAACAUAUCAGUUAUUAACCAAGGAAUUGGACCUGGCAAGAUCAACGAUGAGUGUGGAGCCGACUACGUCAAAGUGCAACAGCGGCCGCCCAUAUCCAUGCCCAUUGUGGAACCUUUCACGCGAUGUGUGAGUGUGGAUGGCGAUGCUGACCGAGUGGUUUACUUCUUCACCAACGACAAGGGCGAGUUCCAACUGCUGGACGGAGACCGCAUUGCCACGCUAGUCGCUGGAUACCUAAUGGACUUGGUAACGCGGAGCGAGAUAGAUCUGCGUUUGGGACUGGUUCAAACUGCGUAUGCCAAUGGGGCGUCCACCGAUUACAUUGUAAACGAACUGAAAUUCCCCGUUUCUUGUGUUCCAACCGGUGUUAAGCACCUUCACCACAAAGCCCUUGAAUACGACAUCGGCGUGUACUUCGAGGCAAAUGGUCAUGGCACAAUUGUCUUUAGCGACCACGCGAAAGCCACAAUUGCAACAGCUGCGGAAACGAAGGCUAGUGCCAAGACCUUGCUGCUCCUGAUUGAUCUCAUUAACGAAACUGUUGGUGAUGCCAUCUCAGAUAUGCUGCUUGUAGAGACGAUUUUAAACCACAAAGGCUGGGAUGUUAAAGACUGGAUAUCCACAUACAACGACCUCCCAAACCGACAGCUGAAAAUUAAAGUCCAGGAUAGGAAUGUCAUCGAAACCACAAAUGCGGAGAGAGAUUGUGUCAAGCCGGAAGGUCUGCAAGCGGAAAUAAAUAAGGUGGUAUCGAAUUACAAACGUGGACGUUCCUUUGUGCGACCUUCCGGCACAGAGGAUAUAGUAAGAGUGUAUGCUGAGGCUGCUACCAGAGAGGACACAGAGAACUUGGCCUACGAAGUGGGAGUACUUGUUCAAAGACUGGCCGGAGGAGUCGGACCGGAGUUGACACAACCAGGCAGUGCACAUCUCUAAACCAGUUGAUCCAAUCUCAUCCAAAAGCCAUACUUUUCUAUUUUUUCCACUAAAUUCUCUCACGCAAUCAAUCUCUGCCUUUAUGCGCUCACUUGUAAAAGUUGUCUGACAAUAACUUUCAAAUGCAUUUAUAUAUUUUUAUGGUGUAUACGUA